This is a messenger RNA of Coturnix japonica (Japanese quail), 760 nucleotides long. RefSeq names its product thioredoxin like 4A (gene TXNL4A). Gene Ontology annotation, cellular component: spliceosomal complex; U5 snRNP; U4/U6 x U5 tri-snRNP complex. Gene Ontology annotation, biological process: mRNA splicing, via spliceosome. Lineage: Eukaryota; Metazoa; Chordata; Aves; Galliformes; Phasianidae. The record is from RefSeq and is a predicted model, not a curated record.
CCUCAGGCGGCGCUGGCGCGGCUGAGUCCAGCCGAGAGAAGGAAGAGAAGGACGGCGCGGGGCCUUGGGGUGUGGAGGGGGCAGAGCGAGACGCGGCCCGAGCAGGGAGCUGUUGCGGUACCGGUGCGAGAGCUGCAGCGUGUGGUUUGGCUGGGUGUUCAGCUGCCGGCUGUUCCGUAUCUCCUCGUAGACCGCCGCUGCACGCCUGCCCGCCAAGAUGUCGUACAUGCUGCCUCACCUACACAACGGCUGGCAGGUGGACCAGGCCAUCCUGUCGGAGGAGGAUCGAGUGGUGGUAAUUCGCUUCGGGCACGACUGGGAUCCAAUGUGCAUGAAAAUGGACAAAGUUUUGUACAGCAUUGCUGAGAAGGUAAAAAACUUUGCUGUUAUUUAUCUUGUGGAUAUCACUGAAGUACCAGACUUCAACAAGAUGUAUGAGUUGUAUGAUCCCUGUACAGUCAUGUUUUUCUUCAGGAACAAACACAUCAUGAUUGAUUUAGGUACAGGUAAUAACAACAAGAUCAACUGGGCAAUGGAAGAUAAACAAGAGAUGAUUGACAUUAUAGAAACUGUUUAUAGAGGAGCCCGCAAAGGUCGAGGUUUAGUGGUAUCACCAAAAGAUUAUUCUACUAAGUACAGAUACUGACAUUUUGUUGGGGCUGUGCUUUUCUUUUUUAACCCUUUCUCCACUUAAAUUUAUUUUUCUGUGUGUACAUACAUAUGUAUAUUUAAAAAGAAAUAAACCAUCUUUCAAUUUUGA